AACGUACUGCGUAUCUUGAUUCAAUAACUCUACGAGCUUCUGCCAAGCCGGUUUACGCGCGCUAGGCCUGUCUAUAUUCAGCAUCCCAGCCCGGAACACUUCAAGCACCUUCUGUAAGAUCACUGAUGCGAGUGCAUAUGGGGUGUGAAUUGUUGUAUUGGGAAAGGAUGCCAGGUCAGCUAUUCUGGCCUGGCAGAGCUCUUUUAUAGCUCUUAUCUAUCUUAUCGAUACCUAUAGGGUAACCCCCAUGGGGUCACGUAUCAAUCACCCUCAACGAUGGUGUCAUUCGAAUAGUAGUCUUUAUCGCCUGAUGCCGAGCCUCCCGCGUUGUUGGCUUCCUCUUCCUCUGCCCCGCUGGCAGAGGCGUUUGGGGGUGGAGGACCGCGAAGCGGCUCGAUCGGUUGGGGUACGAGGAGAGAGAAUAUCGUCGAUAUUAGGGAAGUUGGGAAUAGCGUCAUCAUCGCCCUCUACAACAGUGGACUGCGUAAAGCCACUAUCAGGGGGGACGAACUGGGCGUCCUCUCCACUAGGACCAGCUACAACGGCGCUGUUAGCGAAGGGGCCUUGGAAUUCGUCUUCAAGCCACUGUGAUGAAGCCAUAAUUGAUGAAGUUAUCGUCAAAGGUAUUUUUCUACACAGUUUUCUAAACACUGAUGUUAAGUGGUACGUCCUGGACCCUUUACUAGCUACAUCUAACGCUAGUAGGGAUUAGGAAGUCACUUUGUGCUGAGCGAAAGUGUGCCCAAACGAGCUGCCGAUCAGGACCUAACUGUCUCUCUCUUUGUGUGUGGGUAUGCUGUGUAUCAGUUUGCGCGGUGAUGGGUCCGCCUUUGUCGGU
This is a messenger RNA of Pseudomassariella vexata, 838 nucleotides long. RefSeq lists its product as uncharacterized. The transcript has 2 exons. NCBI's taxonomy places the organism in Eukaryota, Fungi, Ascomycota, Sordariomycetes, Amphisphaeriales, Pseudomassariaceae. The record is from RefSeq and is a predicted model, not a curated record. The coding region runs from base 248 to 712 and encodes 154 amino acids.